Messenger RNA from Prosopis cineraria, 1153 nucleotides. Its product is annotated as transcription factor MYB113-like. Lineage: Eukaryota; Viridiplantae; Streptophyta; Magnoliopsida; Fabales; Fabaceae. The record is from RefSeq and is a predicted model, not a curated record. The coding region runs from base 113 to 874 and encodes 253 amino acids. Gene Ontology annotation, biological process: cell differentiation. Gene Ontology annotation, molecular function: transcription cis-regulatory region binding. Gene Ontology annotation, cellular component: nucleus. The transcript has 4 exons.
ACUUCGCUGCGAGAGUGGAGAUAAGAUAAGCUCACACACACACACACUCACACACACAGAAAGAUAGAGCGCAUUAAAACUGGGCAUAUUAAGCUUAUAAGCCUUGAAAUUAAUGGAGAAGAACCCGACAGGUCUGAGGAAAGGUACCUGGACCCAAGAGGAAGACGAUCUUCUCAAAGCUAGCAUUCACCAGUACGGCGAGGGAAAAUGGCAUCUUGUUCCUCAAAGAACUGGUUUGAAGAGAUGCAGGAAGAGCUGCAGAAUGAGAUGGUUGAAUUAUCUGAAACCCAACAUCAACCGAGGAAGCUUCACCGACGACGAGGUUGACAUGAUUCAAAGGUUCCAUAAACUUCUGGGCAACAGAUGGUCGUUGAUAGCUGGAAGGCUGCCAGGAAGAACAGCGAAUGACGUGAAGAAUUUCUGGCACACCAACAUGCGGAAGAGGAAGAAUAAAGAAGAAAGCCAUGGGACGAAAGCAAAAGAGGAUCAGACAGAAGAAGUAAAACAGCACGUAGUGAUAAAACCUCAGCCUCACACUUUCUCUAAGAAUUCGCCAUGGCUGAGGAGGAAUAAUAAUAAUAUUAAGAUUGUUUCCGCAAGUGAAGGUGGUGACACUGAUAUUAUUAAUGCUGAAACUGGAACUAGUUCUAGUGGUGAUAUGAAAGAGAGUGUUGCAGAGCCAUGUGCUGUUCAUUUUACUCAGAGAGAUAAAUUAGAAGCGUGGUGGGCGAGUUUGCUGAAUGAUGAAGGAGAUGAUGAAGGGCAAGCUGGGAAUUUCACUAUGGAGUUUUGGGACCAAGAAGAUUUUCUGAAAAUUGAAGGUCCAUUCGGGGAAGGCCUGGGUAGUUGUUGGAGUCAGUCAUUGCUCAUAUAAGUUCUAAUCAUUUGAUUUUUGAGAUUCUCCUCUUUCUCGAAUUCGAAGGGACUACUGCGGAAAGUGGAGGAAACUACAAAUUAGAUUAGCAUGGCCUGGAUUGAAGAUCAUAUGGUUCGAAGGAUCAGAUUCAUUUGGGUUUGUAAGGAGUUAGAUCGUGUUCGUUAAUGAAGAAGUGUUAAAAGUUUGUUCUUUGACUUUCGGAUGUACCUAAUCGCAAACAAAAGAUGGCUUGCAAUCAUUCUAUGACAAAAAAUAAAUAAAUGAAUUGUGAUGUGU